Triplophysa dalaica is the source of this 2112-nucleotide messenger RNA. Its product is annotated as carcinoembryonic antigen-related cell adhesion molecule 3. NCBI's taxonomy places the organism in Eukaryota, Metazoa, Chordata, Actinopteri, Cypriniformes, Nemacheilidae. Bases 1 to 798 code for a protein of 265 amino acids. The transcript has 4 exons. The record is from RefSeq and is a predicted model, not a curated record.
AUGAUCCCCGGGCUUGCUGUGCUUAGUUUGUGUUUGUGGCCUCUUGCUGGUUUGUUUGGUGAUGCUGAUGAAGUGAAGGUCGUGUCGGUAAUGGAGGGAGAUUCUGUCACUUUAAACACUGAUGUUAUUGAGAUACAGGAGGAUGAUUUGAUCAUGUGGAUGUGUGGAGAUUCUUGUACAGCUAAUCUCAACAUAUCAAGCAGAACCAUCUCUGAAGGGAACGAGAGAUUGAGCGGCCGAAUGGAGAUGGACAUGAAGACUGGAUCUCUCACCAUCAAGAACAUCUCGACUGCGGACUCUGGAGUCUAUAAAGCACAGAUCAUUGGAAAUAAAGUGGCAAGAAAAACGUACAACGUGACUGUGAAUGCCCGUCUGCCUUUUCCUGUCAUCACCAGUUACUGUUCACAGAAUCCUCCAUCAUCUCCAGUCUCAAAAUGUGUGGUGUUGUGUUCAGUGUUGAAUGUGACACAAGUGAGUCUCUCCUGGUACAAAGGAAAGAGUUUAUUGUCCAGCAUCAGUGUGUCUGAUCUCAACAUCAGACUCUCUCUACCUCUGGAGGUGGAAUAUCAGGAUACAAACAGAUAUAGAUGUGUCAUCAACAAUCCCAUCACAAACCAAACUCAACAUCUAGACAUCACUCAUGUCUGUCAGACGUGUUCAGACUGUGUAUGCUGUUGUGGUUCCACUGAAGCUGUGAUCCAGUUGGUGGUCUCAGCUCUGGUGGGCUUGGCUACUGUAGGUGUUUUGGUUUAUGACAUCAGAUCCAGACGAGAUGAACAGAAGAGAGCACAAACAUAGACCAAAAAGGAACUAAAUCUGCUGUUCUAAACUAGGUUUUUUAAGGUCACUGAUAUGUGCUGUCAUCUCAUGUACAUCACAAGUUUAAUUUAAAAUGAACACAUGGGUUGUUAUUAAAAUAACACUUUCGUUUUCGUAAAUAAGGCCCCGUAGCUGCUUACAACUACACCUUGUAUACCAGGCAUAUUUUUACAAACAAACUUUUUAUUUUCCCUCGCAACAAUAUUCUCCUUCAGCAACAACGUGCUUUCAAAUUAAUUUCUCUUUGAUGUGGGUUAGUAAUGUAGGUGGCUGACCUUAAUCUAUGUCACUUUACUGUUGACACGCAGGAAGAAAACGUGUGACUUCUAAAGAACUUACCACCAGUCAUACCAUAGACAUAACCAGUCCUUCACUGUAUGUCUAGAAAAACAGACCUCAAAAAAGAAGAAUAUCAUUAAAAAGGUCAAUAUUUUUUGUCACUCAUUUCAGAAAGUGAAACCCAAAUAUUAUAUAGAUUUAUUACACAUAGAGUGAAUUAUUUUAAGCCUUUAUUUCUCUAAAUGUUGAUGAUUAUGGCUUGCAGAUAAUGAAAACCCAAAAUUCAGUGUCUCAGAAAAUGAGAAUAUUAAAAAAGAUCAAUAAAAAAAAUCUUUUAAACAGAAAUGUCAGGUUUCUGAAAAGUAAGAAAAGCACUGAUCGGGUGUAAUGGAAGCCCAGGUUGCUUUUAAUACCACUUCCGUCGAUAUUCUAAUAUUUUGAGAUGUACCCAAUACAGUGGUAUAUUCAAAACAUGAUGCCCGAUAAUACAAACUUUUAAUAACACCUAGAAUAAAUAAAUCCACCAAAGGGGGUCGAGCUUUCGCAUACGUAGCACCUAAACUCUGGAAUAGCCUUCCUGAUACUAUUUGAGGGUUAGACAACCUCUCCAAAUUUAAAGACACAUCAUUUCAGCCAAGCAUUCUCUUAAUGCAUAAUAUCCUAGAUAAACCACCAGGAGACUGCAUUUAUUAGAUAUUAUUUACUAGAAUGAUCUUGCUUGUUCUAUAAACACCAUGCACCUUGUUGUGUUUUACCUUUUUUGUCUAUUUUUCACCUGUAAAACUGCCUUGGAACAAUGCACAUUGUGAAAAUUCAAUUUCAAUUCAAGUUCAUUUAUAAUGCGCUUCUCACUUUUCACAGAUCUACAAUAAACAUUGUGAAUAGCGCAUUAUAAAUAAACUUGAAUUGUAUGCCCACAAAACGUUGUUAAAACUGUUUUUACAUCAUUUGUAACGUAUAUGUUAAACAUGGAUAGAAAUUGUGAUCAACAAGUCACGUUUUAUAUGGCUCAUG